Messenger RNA from Hibiscus syriacus, 1842 nucleotides. RefSeq names its product cytochrome P450 78A9-like. Bases 108 to 1712 code for a protein of 534 amino acids. NCBI's taxonomy places the organism in Eukaryota, Viridiplantae, Streptophyta, Magnoliopsida, Malvales, Malvaceae. Gene Ontology annotation, molecular function: oxidoreductase activity, acting on paired donors, with incorporation or reduction of molecular oxygen; heme binding; iron ion binding. The transcript is spliced from 2 exons. The record is from RefSeq and is a predicted model, not a curated record.
GCCGGCGUCUUUCCUUCAAAAGAAGAAAAGAUCAGCGUCUCUUUUUCUUCAAUCUGCCCUCGUUUGAGUUAUCAUUAAACUACUUAUAGCUAAACUAACCCAACUCCAUGAGAAGUGACUUUGAGUGUGUCUGGGUUUUUGCCCUUGCAUCGAAAUGCAGAGCUUUUUCUCAAGAAAACAUUGCAUGUUCAAUUUUUAUCAUCGCCCUAGCCUGGCUGGUUAUGGCCCUAAUCUACUGGUCUCACCCCGGUGGUUCGGCUUGGGGCAAAUAUAGGCUCAAAAAGUGGGCCACUCUCUCUGUUUGCUACCGAGCAAUACCAGGCCCUAGAGGGUUUCCUUUGAUCGGGAGCAUGGACCUUAUGGCCAGCUCCCUAGCGCACCACAGAAUUGCAGCCGCUGCCGAGACAUGCAAGGCCAAGAGGCUCAUGGCCUUUAGCCUCGGCGAUACUCGCGUCAUCGUCACGUGCAAUCCUGAUGUAGCGAGAGAGAUUCUCAACAGCUCUGUGUUUGCUGAUCGUCCAGUGAAAGAAUCGGCUUAUAGCUUGAUGUUCAACAGAGCGAUCGGGUUCGCUCCUUACGGAGUUUACUGGCGAACACUGAGAAGGAUCGCAGCAACCCACUUAUUUUGCCCUAAGCAAAUCAAAGGUUCCGAGGAACAGAGGCGCUUGAGUGCCUCUGAAUUAGUAACCUUAUUUGCUAAUCACCAUAACCGAAGCUUCCACGUUCGGGACGUGCUAAAACGAGCCUCGCUAAACAACAUGAUGGUUUCGAUAUUCGGAAAGAAGUAUAAACUAGAUUGUGCCGAUAGUGAAGUCGAUGAACUUCGGGCUCUAGUUGAUGAAGGGUAUGAUUUAUUAGGGACAUUGAACUGGUCCGAUCAUCUCCCUUGGCUAGCCGAAUUCGACCCUCAAAAUAUCAGGGCUAGAUGCUCAAACCUUGUACCUAAAGUUAACCUAUUUGUUAGCCGAAUCAUAUCCCAACACAGAGCUCAAACAAACGAGAAAGGUCGAGAUUUCGUCGACGUGUUGCUUGCUCUCCAAGGAGCCGAUAAAUUAUCGGACUCCGAUAUGAUCGCCGUUUUAUGGGAAAUGAUAUUUAGAGGAACUGAUACAGUAGCGGUCCUCAUCGAGUGGAUAUUAGCUAGGAUCGUGCUUCACCCUGAUGUUCGAUCAACGGUCCAUGAUGAACUCGACAAGGUUGUUGGCAGAUCGAGAGCCGUUGAUGAGUCUGACGUAAUGAACUUGAUUUAUCUUGCGGCUGUGAUCAAGGAGGUUCUGAGGCUUCAUCCACCGGGCCCGUUGUUAUCAUGGGCCCGUCUUUCUACCACCGAUACAACCGUUGAUGGGUAUCACGUUCCGAAGGGGACCACGGCGGUGGUGAACAUGUGGGCCAUCGCGAGGGACCCUCAAGAGUGGGUGGAUCCACUUGAAUUUGUACCCGACAGAUUUGUUGCUAAACAAGGUGAGGUGGAGUUUUCUGUACUCGGCUCGGAUCUCAGGCUGGCUCCAUUCGGGUCGGGUAGGAGAACAUGCCCCGGAAAGAACUUGGGGUUGACCACCGUCACCUUUUGGGUGGCGACCCUUCUGCACGAGUUCGAAUGGCGACCUUCCGAUCAGAGUCCUAUUGACUUGUCCGAGGUUUUGAAGCUGUCGUGUGAGAUGGCUAAUCCUUUGAGUGUUGAAGUUCGUCCUAGGCGUAUGUCUCACUACUAGCACAACUAAUUAGUCACGUGGAAAAUGAGAUAUUAAGACACAAAAAUGUUGUCCCUGUCUUUUAUGUAUUGUAAGUAGGAGUGAUGAGAGAGAGCAUGUAAUUCAAAGUUCCCUAGUAUUAAUAUUACUC